Molecule: messenger RNA, 595 nt
Organism: Vitrella brassicaformis
Lineage: Eukaryota; Vitrellaceae
Source: the annotation of a GenBank genome assembly
CCCCUCUCCCUCCCCUCCCGACGCUGACAUCUGCCAAAUCAGCUAUUUUCCUCCUCGCGAUCGUGGCUCUUCACCGGCGUGUUUUCUCCACCUGAUCUCGUCAUCAGAUGCAGCAACCGCAGCAUCAUCAGCAGCAGCACCCCUUCUCGUAUAUCUUCGUCGACCGGCGCACCUACUGGCUGCUCAGCAUAGAGGACGUCGUGCGGCUGAGGGCCACCUGCACGUGGCUCAGAGAUCUCUUCGGAGCCGUCCAGCUGAGAGAUCGGCUCCGCCACUCUGUCGGCUCACAGGCGGGGCUGCGGCGGGUGGUGAAUGGGCGGCAAGUGCAGCUGCUGGGCUUCGACGACGACCAGUUCGGCACACAUGAUCUGCUGGCGGCUGUGUGUGUGGUGGAGCAGGGGCCAUGGGACGAGAUCGGCGAGGUGCUUGAGGUGGCGGCGCAGUUCGCACCCUACCGCUACUGCUACUGCGCGAAUUGCAUCUUUGAUGAUUUGCCUCCUGAUGCUGAGCCACUCAUCCACCUGAAUUAUGAGCUGCCCGGCAUCAUCACAGCCGAUGACAUCCGAUGACAUCAACACACACGCAAACAAGACGG